Plasmodium relictum is the source of this 1599-nucleotide messenger RNA. It is a transcript of the gene NPT1, whose product is annotated as novel putative transporter 1, putative. NCBI's taxonomy places the organism in Eukaryota, Apicomplexa, Aconoidasida, Haemosporida, Plasmodiidae. Gene Ontology annotation, biological process: transmembrane transport. The record is from RefSeq and is a predicted model, not a curated record. The transcript has a single exon. The coding region runs from base 1 to 1599 and encodes 532 amino acids. Gene Ontology annotation, molecular function: transmembrane transporter activity.
AUGAAAGAAUCUUUAUAUGAUAAGUUCAUCAAGGGAGUAAAAGGAUUAUGGCUAAAGUCUGAUCCAGAAUUGCCAGGAGCUAAGCAAAAAACCCCAUUAAAUAUAAGCCGGUUUUAUUUGUUAAUUAUAAUAGUAAUAUAUACAGCAACCUCUGCAUGUAUAUAUUUUGAUUGGAGUGCAGUCAGAAAUUUAUUAUUAAAAGCUAGAAAAUAUGAAUAUUUAAAUGUAGAUCAGUAUAGUGACAUAACAUUAACUCCACAAUAUAAAAGAAUAAAUAAUUUAUUACCAAUGACUAUAGCUAUACAUUUUACAACUUCGGUUUUUUGCGGAUUUUUAUUUGAUCACAUUGGACCUAAAUUUACAGCAAUUUUAGGACAACUGUUUAAUAUUAUUUGCUGGAUUCUUUUAUCAAUUGAAAGCACAACUGUAGAUACAACUCUUAUUGGAUUUAUAUUUUUAGGAUUAGGAGCAGAUACAGCUUUCAUACCUAUUCUUACUGUUGCAAAUUUAUAUCCAGAUGCAUCUACUUUUAUUUUAACAGUUGUUGGAGCAGCAGCUUCAUUAAGUUUUGCUGUUCCUGCAACAUUAAAUAUAAUUUAUAACAAUAUUUCUAAUAUUUCAUUUUCUUAUAUUUGUUAUGGUUACAUUUUUGUUAUUCUUGUGCCUUGUCUAUUAGUUGCAAUAUUCUUAUUGCCAUUAAAACCAUUUAAAGGAUUAGAUUAUUAUUUAGAAAAGGAUAAUGAAAAAGUACAAAAUCUGAAAGACGAUGCGGUAAUAAAACAUAAUAAUAUUAAUGAAAUAGAAUUAGGAUAUAUUGAAUCAUUAGAUAAAAUGAACAAAGAACAUAGUGGCAGCCAAUCAAUUUAUGAAAUGGAAAACGAUUUUGAAAAAAUGAAAAAUAAAACUAAUAAUAUUAGUAAUGAAAGUACGAUGAAUUCAUCAAAGAGCAUUAUGGAAAGUAAAGAUUUCCACAUGAAAAGUAUAAAAUUAUUUUUUAGAAUAUUAGUAAGUUAUCCUGGUGUAUGCGUUAUUUCUUAUUUUGUUUUAUUUAAUAUUUCAUGCGUUUUUUAUGGAAUGGUUAAUGAAACAUAUUUUAGCUAUGAUAGAUCUAUUAUAAACAUUAUUAAUAUUUUAUUACCUGCUUCUUCUAUACCUUGUAUUAUAUUUGGAAGAUUUGUAAAUAAAUAUGGAGCUGCUUUAAUUAUUUUAAUUAUGAAUGCAUUUUCAGCGCUUAUGCAUCUUACUGCUUUAAUUAAACACAAACUCGCAGGAUUAAUUUCUGUUUUUCUUUAUAUGUGUGUUACUAGUAUGUAUACUAGCCAAAUUUAUUGCUUCAUUCAAAAUUCUUUUCCAUCUAUUGUUUUUGGAAAAUUACUUGGAUUUGCUAGUUUGUGUGGGGGUACAUUUUCUUUAAUUUGUAAUAAUCUUUAUGAUUCUGCCAUAAAUCAAAAUAAUUCAAACAUUGACCCUACUAAUGUUUCCUUACUUUUAGUUGCCUCAUUUAUGAUUAUGUUUCUUCCUUUAAGUAUAUUAUAUGUUAGAAAAUAUGAACGAUCCAUUGAAAAUAUAGGAGAAAACAAUAACUUAACGGAAAGUUAA